CAAUGGACAGCAGAGGAGCAUGAGCGAUUCUUAGAAGCGCUGGAAAAGUAUGGCUCGCAGUCAACGCGGCAAUCCACUGACAGCGGUCGGGUGUUCGUAGGGCUAGGCAACGGUGUAGCGAAGCAGAUUGCUGCGUAUGUUAAGACAAGAUCAGUCUUGCAAGUUCGAUCUCACGCUCAGAAGUUUUUCUUGAAG
Messenger RNA from Guillardia theta CCMP2712, 195 nucleotides. RefSeq lists its product as hypothetical. Lineage: Eukaryota; Cryptophyceae; Pyrenomonadales; Geminigeraceae. The transcript has a single exon. The annotation marks the transcript as partial. The record is from RefSeq and is a predicted model, not a curated record.